Penicillium verrucosum is the source of this 2679-nucleotide messenger RNA. RefSeq names its product putative DNA mismatch repair protein. Bases 1 to 2679 code for a protein of 892 amino acids. Gene Ontology annotation, biological process: mismatch repair. The transcript has 3 exons. Lineage: Eukaryota; Fungi; Ascomycota; Eurotiomycetes; Eurotiales; Aspergillaceae. The record is from RefSeq and is a predicted model, not a curated record. Gene Ontology annotation, cellular component: MutLalpha complex. Gene Ontology annotation, molecular function: ATP binding; mismatched DNA binding; ATP-dependent DNA damage sensor activity.
AUGCCGAUUGAGGCUCUUCCUCAGAAAACAAUCCGGGCGAUUGGCUCCACAUCUGUCAUUUCGGAUCCCUACUCUGUUGUCAAGGAACUUAUAGACAAUGCCCUGGAUGCUUCUGCUGCGUCACUGCAGAUUGAAAUUUCCCAAAACACCGUGGAUAUCAUACAGCUCAAGGACAAUGGUCACGGCAUCUCUCCAGAGGACCAGCAAUAUGUCUGCAAACGAGCUUUUACCAGCAAGAUCCGGACUUUAGAUGAUCUCAAAAAUGUCGGUGGGUCAUCAUUGGGGUUUCGUGGUGAAGCACUUGCUAGUGCCGCGAAUAUGUCUGGCGUUCUCGUUGUCACCACUCGAGUUGAGUCCGAAGUUGCCGGGCGAUGUGUGAAGUAUGGAAGAAACGGAGAGGUUAUUGGAACACAACGGACGUCACAUCCUGUGGGCACAACUGUUCGUAUCACAGACUUUCUCAAACACAUCCCUGUCCGCAGACAAACUGCCUUAAAGGGUGCUGCGAGAAAUCUCACGAGAAUCAAAAAGCUUCUCCAGGCAUAUGCUAUAGCUCAGCCAUCCAAGAGGCUCUCACUCAAAAUGCUCAAGGCAAAAAAUGAAAACGGCAAUUGGACCUAUGCGCCAAGCGCAGACGCCUCGAUCUCGGAUGCAGCCCUCAAGGUAGCCGGCACAGAAACGUCUUCUUCUUGUGCCGUGAAGCGACUUUCGUCCCAGAAAACGGAUGAGAAUAAACGAGGAUCAUCAGACCAUGAAGAGUAUGAAGCCAUUGCCUUUCUUCCAAAGACACAAUUCGAUACCCCAAGAAUCAACAACGCAGGCCAAUACAUCAGUGUAGAUGGCCGCCCUCUCUCUAGUAGCAGGGGAAUUGGGCAUGAGAUCGUGAAAAUCUUCAAACCAUACGUCCGCGUUGCCGCAUCUAGAAGCGAAUCCUUUAAAUCGGUUAUCGAUCCUUUUCUCUGUUUGCAAAUUCGCUGUCCUCGAGGAACGUACGAUGUAAACAUCGAGCCAGCAAAAGAUGAUCUGCUCUUCGAAGACCGAGAUCUAGUCUUGGCCUUGGUAGAGAAUUUGUUUAGCGACCAUUACGGAGGAAUAGAAGGGACAGAGACAAGAAAUUCCAACCAAGGCAAACAGGAUGCUGGCAAAUCCUUUGAAGUCUCAGCAGGACUUGAACCUUUGAUGUCUAGGAAGCCAGCUACAGAGCUUUCCACACAGCCUCGCGACCCUGACAACCCCUUCAAUGAAGCCAUACCCCACACGCCUCUCUCACAGAAGCCUCUUCGGUCUGAGUACGCAUUUUCGCCUGUGGUUCCUUCAAGCAGCCAGGACCCCAGAAGUCCCGACGAAUCAGCCACCGGCAAAACCAAACGUUCCAGCUUCGUCAAUCCGUGGUCUAUCUCCAGAAUCAAUGCCUCAUUUCAAACACCACGACGCGGGAGCAAUUCCCUCGUUCAAACAAGCCCCGUGGAUCCAUCUAGCGAUAGCCCACAUGGGCCAAUCCGAAGGGAGAGUGAACUGCGAGGCCUCCAGCAUUCGCCCAGCUCAGAAUUUGCAGCCCCUCUUACUUCUCGACUCGCACCUAGGUCGCCCGUGAUGCGUCGUCGACAGCAUCCACCGGAAUCGAACGAGUCCUCCCCUGAGACUAAUCGAAUUUCGAGCGCCCGACGCGCCGAGAGAGAACGUGAUCGAGAUCGGUAUGGGAACGGAGCUCUAGACACUUGGUUCCAAAGAACCACGCAAGUCUCGCUGCAGCAAAGCCCUGUUGAGGAAGGACCGACCCAGGAACCGGACUCACCGCUUUCUUUCCUUGCACAGCAACGAUUUGGAUUGCCCACGAACACCUCGCCAAGCAUUGGGCAUGCCGAUGGGCAAAAUGAUGGUUGCUCGGAUAGUCCAUCGAAGAAUAGCAUCACCCCGGAAUCUGCUCGUCAUGUGCUGUCGCUACCUGAAGACCAAGGUGAGGAUAUCCCAGGGUCAAUGGAUAGUGGUCGAGGAUUUCCGGUUCUUGAGAGAUGGGCCGCUCAACUUCAUGAAGGCGUGAGCCAUGAGGAACCAUCCGAUCUGGAAAAAGCGCUUGAUUUCGAAAGGCGGAAGAAGGAAGCCAUCCAGAGCAGUCGCCUACGCUUCAAGCAGAACAAUAACCCGUCCAGUUCACAGUCUGCUCCAGUAUCGCAUUCGCCUCAUAGCAGUCGAUACCUUGCCGCAAAAGCUGCAUUAACUUCGUCGCAAACUUCGAUCGGCGAGCCGGUCUCUGCGACAACGCUCUCUCCUCACGAUCCGCGAGCAUACCUCAUGCGCCAGGAAAGGGACCUUUCUACCGAUGAACCUUCAACGAACGACGGAAAGGCCCGGAGAUUACCCACCAACCGACUUCCCUUCGAACGUAUACCCGAUGGCUCCGACUUGCAUGAUCUCGGGUUGACUUGCUCGGUCGACUUGUCGCCCAGCUCGAACUCGUUCAAGCAGGAUAUACCCGAGAAUAUAUACACCGGGAGUGUCAACGAAACUACCGCAUUCUCGGCAACUGAUCUUGAAACCUGCUUGCCGUUCUGGAAUGAACGGUUGAUGGUUAUCAUGAAUCAAAAAUACAAGAAUAAGGAUGAAUCACAGCCUUUGAGUAUUCACAUUGAUCUUGCCUCCAUUAUUUCUCAGCAUGUGCAAACAGCUCAACACAAUUAA